GUGUCAGAGUACGACCUAAGCAUUGUACUUCCGGUUAAAAUGGCGUCCAAUUUCGCGAUAAACGAAAUUACCGAUGAAUUUCUCGUCUGUCAAGUCUGUUUGGAGGAUUUCAAGCAGCCUAAGAUGCUGCCGUGUCUUCACACCUUCUGCCAACUGUGUUUGGAGAAGCUCCUGGCCGCAGAGCUGGACGGAAAACUGGCCUGUCCCACGUGCCGACAGGACGUGGCGCUCCCGCAAAAUGGCGUCCAGGGGCUAAAGUCCAACUUUCUUGUCGGCAAGCUGCACGACAUUCUGCAACAACAGGCUAAGGAGGAUGGUGAAGCAUCAGAUCCCCGGGAGAUAGGUGUCACCUGUGCGGUCUGUGACAAGGGUAAUGCCGCUGAGUUUUAUUGUGUUGAGUGUACUGACCACAUGUGCCAAACGUGUAACGGCGUACACCGUCGGCUCAAAAUCACCAGGUCACACAAAGUUGUAACGAUUCAAGAACUGCAAUCUGGUCAGGCAUCCACCGAGCUCCCAGCAAGCGAGACCUUCAGGUGUGAGGAUCACAAUGAAUUGAACAAGUUCUACUGUGACACCUGUCACCGGGUCAUUUGUCUGCACUGUGUGGUCACGGCACACAAAGAUCACCAGUAUGUGGAGCUAGAGGAGGCGGCGGAGAGGGAGAAAGCGAAGAUCAAGGGGAAACUGUCGACAGUGCAAAACACAGCAGGCUGGCACGAGAAGUGGAUCCAACAGUUGCAGUCAGUGCGGGAUGAGUGGCCUUCACAGGUACAGCGCACAGAAGAACAGAUUGCAAACCAGACACAGGCCAUCAUUGAGGCCGUGGAGAAGAUGAAGAAUGACAGAAUCAGCCAGCUUCGUGCCAUGAAUGCUGCACGGGAGGCGCAGUUGGAAACAGCUAUGGAGGCAGCUGAGGUAGACCUGGCUUCAGCCAGGAGCCGUAUCCAGCACAUGGACGAUGUGUUAGAGUACGGGAGCCCAUCGGAGGUGCUGUCGGCGGCCGGAGAACUGACUGAAUGGACGGAGCAAAAUACGGACGAACGCCCUGAAAUGACCAAGGACUUUAUUACCUUGACCGUUGUUCCUCCAGUUUGUCAAGUUAACGUGGAGCAGAAAGUAGCUAAGUUGAUGGGUGGGAUCAGGCAAACGAGAGUGCCGAUACUCUUGAAAACCGUUGGGAAGAAAGGAAGUGGCGAUACCGAGUUUAACUGGCCAACAUCACUUGCUGUCACCACGGACGGAAACAUUGUAGUCACCGAUCGCGACAACAAGCGACUGCAAUUUCUUGACAAAGAUGGCUCCUCUAAGAAGAUCGAUCUCAGUUUCUACCCCUUGUGCGUGGCAGUACUGACAAACGGUGAGCUGUUGGUGACAGGAGAUGGACACAGCAUCCGCGUGCUGGACAGACAUGGGAGGAGGGAGGAACACAUCAUCCAGGUGGCAGGGGCUACAGACAUAAAGGCAACCACAAGGGGUGUUGCUGUGGACAGAUUCGGACGCAUCAUCGUUACUAUCGGGACCCAAAUGUUUGUAAUCAGUCCCAGCGGUGACAUAAUUCGGAAGUUCGAGGAAAAGGGUCAAGGUCAGCAGCAGUCCGCCCUCCAUGUCACCGUCAACAGCAGCAACCAAAUCAUCGUCAGUAACAUGCGUAAUAACUACCUGAAGAUAUACGACCCCGCCGGCCGACAUCUCUUCACGACAGGAUCGUUUGGCUGGGGGCCUGGCCAGCUGAACUACCCGGCGGAUGUCAUCACGGACAGUGAGGACAACAUGCUGGUGGCAGACAGUGUCAACCACCGUGUUUCCUUGUUCAGUGAGGACGGCGUGUUCAUCAGACACGUGCUGACACAGGAGAAACACGGACUGAACUUCCCAAUGGGACUGGCCAUGCAUGACGGACAGUUGGUCGUUUCUGAUCGGCACUCCAUUAAGUUUUUCCGUAUCUAGAAUGGACUUGGUUAACGAUAACAUCGGCUUUCUCAUCCUACCAUUUUACAUCGUACAUUGUGAAAUGAUUGACAGAUUUCUUAGUGUCCAAGAUUUAAUGUUUUAGAUUGAUAAGAAGGAUAAAACUUGUGUAUUCCGUUUCGAAAUCCUUCCACUGGUUAGGCUAAGUUAUUAUAGUUUGUCGGAAAUUAAUAACUGGGCUAAAACAUUUUUCUUGUGCCAUUUAGGCAAAAAUACGUUCUGUACAUAUAAGAUGCAUGUCCCACAAAUACGACUUAUAACAUAUUUCAAUACAGACGACUGAUACCCUGUCACAUACAUGCGGCAUGGUCAUCAACUGUUCAUGUUCUUCUUAGCAUGUUACUUGCAAUUAGUUUUUAGUACUUUAUUUAUUAGUUUUAGUAGUUGAAACAAAAAAGAAUUUGCUUCAUUAAAUUUAGUUCUUUAUUAGUUUUAGUAGUGGAAACGAAAAAGAAUUUGCUUCAUUAAAGUAGAGUAGUGCCGACAUGUUUCUUCAGCAUUUUGAGCGUUAUUUUUUUAGAGUUAUGCUUGUGUACUCUCGCUCAUAUCUAUAAAACCAUGCACGAAAAUGUUUCACCCAUCACAGAUUGUUCCCUAAAGCCUACGCGUCAGUAUCACGUUCUGUUAAUGGUAUAGCCUAAAGGCAAAGAUUCCAUUGUCAAAUCUUAAUGGGAAAUUUGCACCUAAAGCUCAUCCAGUCAAAUGGAGAAAUACGAGCGUUUCCUAGUUUCAGUGCUGUGAUAUGUCACUAGUACCCUCGCGGCUGCAAUGCGCUAGAGAGGUAGCUAGUAAAUGUAGUAUUGAUUCAUUUAAAUAAUUUAUCAAUCGUACAAUGAGGGCUUGGAGCCUCAUGUACUAAUGUACAUGUAUAUGCAUACAUAACAGUACACUCACUACUGCAAUGCGCUAGAGAAGUAGCUACUAAUACUGAUUAACUUUACGAAUUUAGCAAUGGUACAAAAAGGUUAUUGGGACUAUACUUAUGUACAUAUGCAUACGUUAAAGGACAUUUAUAAGAUUUUCCGUGGCUACCAUGGACUAUUAUACUGAUGCUACACAGCGAUUUGAAAUAGACAAUGUGGCAGUUCCGACGUUUUGUAGCAUCCAUUCACUUCAUGUAAGCCUCCCUGCCUGGCGUCUCCUCCUUAAAGCUUCCUCUCCACCGGAAACACUCU
Branchiostoma floridae (Florida lancelet) is the source of this 3146-nucleotide messenger RNA. Its product is annotated as E3 ubiquitin-protein ligase TRIM71-like. Gene Ontology annotation, biological process: positive regulation of DNA-templated transcription. The transcript has a single exon. Gene Ontology annotation, molecular function: zinc ion binding; protein binding; ubiquitin-protein transferase activity. Bases 40 to 1950 code for a protein of 636 amino acids. NCBI's taxonomy places the organism in Eukaryota, Metazoa, Chordata, Leptocardii, Amphioxiformes, Branchiostomatidae. Gene Ontology annotation, cellular component: nucleoplasm; chromatin. The record is from RefSeq and is a predicted model, not a curated record.